This is a messenger RNA of Phragmites australis (common reed), 1640 nucleotides long. RefSeq lists its product as uncharacterized. The transcript is spliced from 8 exons. The record is from RefSeq and is a predicted model, not a curated record. Bases 196 to 993 code for a protein of 265 amino acids. Lineage: Eukaryota; Viridiplantae; Streptophyta; Magnoliopsida; Poales; Poaceae.
CUGCCACUCCUUCACCAGGCCCACUGGCCCAGCUUCCCCCAGCCGCGCCGCCCGCCGCCGCUGGCAAGGAACCGUGGGAGUCUCCCGUGCCCCCUGCGCGCGGUCGUUUCGCCUGUCGGUUCUCCGGCCCACCGCCAUCUCGUGCAAGAACGGCGGCGGCUCCCUCCCUCCCGGCGGCCGCUUGUCCGGUCCAAGAUGCUGGGGUUCUCGACCGGCCAGUUGCUGGUCAUCCUCGGCGCCUGCUCCGUCAUGAUGAAGCCCAGCGACAUGGUGAAGAUCGCGAGGACAGCCGGGAGGAUGACCGGGAGAGCGGUCGGGCGGCUCAUAGUGGCGCGCCGGCAGCUGGAUGAAAUUCUAGGGCAGAGCUCAGCCACCAAGGUUCAUAAGGAGCUUAAAGAUGCAAUGACACAGUUAGAUUCGAUUCGUUAUGAAGUACAGAACUUAUCUAGAUUAACUCCUGGCCAGUUUACCAUGAGGCAGCAUAACACUGGCAUGACUGAAGCAUCUGAUGCCUCUGAUGGUUCUGCAACUAAGCAAGAAGAAUUUCGUCAUGAAAUUCGAAGUAUAAUUCGUGACGAAAUUGAAAGCUAUUGUAGAACACGACCUGAUUUCAUUCAGAACUUUGCAAACACAACUGAAGCUAGAAAAUUUGUGGCUGAUGACCCUAUGACACUGAAUUCCAAGGACAUGAAAAUGGCUAAUGCAAGCUCUACAAAUCUACACAGCCAAGCAAUGACUUAUGCAAGGUUAUCUGAAGCCCCAGGAAUUAAGAUGACUUCUACCUUGAGUGGGAAUGAUCAAGAUCAAUUUAAAGAGAGCAAUGGGUUGCUAAAUGUACUGCCAAUAUCAGCUGAAAGUGCUGGAUUACUUCCAAAACGUUCAGAUGGACCAACAGGCUCAGACCUAGUCCUUGAGGCUGUUCUUGAAGCGGAGGUUGCAGAGAAUGCCAAACUGUUCAUCUCGCAACCUCAUGAUCAGUUGCCUAAGGAGUGAUGAUGAUGAUGUGCUUAAACUGGAGGUUGCAACGAACACCAAACUGUUUGUCUCACAGCAUCGUGAUCAGUUUCCCAUGGAGUGAUGAUGAUGACGGUAGUUUUUGAUCUUUCAAUAGAAUUUGGUAUACUAGUUGUACAUUGAACUUUGUAAAACCAAAGACUAUCCUGAUGGCCGAUGAGCAUGCACUUUUCUUGAUCUUAGUGGCACUCUCGGACUAUGUAAAACUUAGUGGAGAUGUUGGUAUCUUGAGUUGUUGACUGGUACAGAUAACAGAUGGCCUAGUAGUCUAGUUUUACAUCAAUCUAUAUGGUCUCUGCUUCAGAAACAGGACGAUCGCAGCACCUUCUUGUGCUGUGCAAGGAAUGCUUCAGACUCAGGAUGCAGCAAUGCAGCAGCCUUUCUGCCCUGAAGUGGAUGGAAUGCUUUCUUGCUCUGAUUUAUAUUGUGUUUUUCUGUAGCUAUUCGUCAUCUUUGUCGGAUUGCUUUAGCUUGUGCGUAGUAGUUGAUCUAGAGAUGUAUGAGGAUGUCUAGAGAUGUAUGAGGAUGUUGAACUGGGUUAUCUGAUCCUAUGGAUCAGAGGUCGAUGUAUUCUUUCUGUUUCUAUAAGAGUUUUAAAUGCCACUAUUUGGGCAUGUUAUGCUGGU